AUGGAUUCUCACAUGCUAGAUGCUACUAUGCUGCUGCCUGCGGGUGAAGAGAAAAGAAGAGGAAGACAGGGGCUCUGCUGGGUCUCGCCUUUCGGGAUGGAGAGAAGGGAAGAGGAGGCGGCGGCGGGGAGAGCUACUAGGGCCGGCGGGGAGAGCUGCUCGGGCCGGCGGGGAGGGCUGCUGGCGGCUGCUCAGAGGAAGACGAGAGGGAGGGAGGCUGCUCGAGGCCGCGGCGGGGAGCGCUGCUGGGGCCGGCGGGGAGCGCUGCUAGGGCCGGCGGGGAGGGCUGCUGGCGGCUGCUUAGAGGAAGACGAGAGUCGAGAGGGAUGGAGGCAGGUCUCGAAUUUUUUAGGGUUGUUGGGUUGCUGCGGCAGAGAGUGA
Linum trigynum is the source of this 381-nucleotide messenger RNA. The record is from the annotation of a GenBank genome assembly. NCBI's taxonomy places the organism in Eukaryota, Viridiplantae, Streptophyta, Magnoliopsida, Malpighiales, Linaceae.